Messenger RNA from Sarcophilus harrisii (Tasmanian devil), 1553 nucleotides. RefSeq names its product olfactory receptor 6V1-like. Gene Ontology annotation, cellular component: membrane. Gene Ontology annotation, biological process: G protein-coupled receptor signaling pathway. The transcript has 4 exons. Lineage: Eukaryota; Metazoa; Chordata; Mammalia; Dasyuromorphia; Dasyuridae. Gene Ontology annotation, molecular function: olfactory receptor activity; G protein-coupled receptor activity. The record is from RefSeq and is a predicted model, not a curated record. The coding region runs from base 603 to 1553 and encodes 316 amino acids.
ACUCAGCUACAGGAAAAUUUUGCCUUGAGAGAGACAAGAGAGUAUAGGCAGGCAGGCAGACACUCCUUAUGCUUCCUUUCAAGGUUCAUAGCUUCUUUCCAAGGUCCAGGGUCUGACACAGCUCCUCCCUGGAACUCCCCUUCUCAGAGUUAGGGAUAGUACUUGAGGAAUGACUGUGUACCCAGAUGGUCACUGCUUCCUGGGAAUGACUAUCAUGCUUUUAUUGCAGGCAGAAAUGUCAUUCAGUCAGUUGUCAGAGAUGAGAAGAGAUGGAGGCUUCUAGCUGACUCAGAUUUAAAAAAAUGGAGCUUCAGAGAAGUGACAUCCUUUGCCUGAGAUCACUUGAGUGGAAUGCUGAUGUAUAAGCUAAUUAACUACUAUUCACAGAAUGCAAUUGCUCUAAAUCCUUAAAUCUGAAAGACUUCACUCUGGAUGGUCCAGCUACAGAAAGUCUACCAGGGAUUCAUAUCCAGAAGACCAGGGUUCCAGAGACCCCAGGAGAUAUAUGUACCUAUGUGAUGCUUGAUACAAUGACUCAAAUUGGGUGACCUCUUAAUGGACUUGUUCUGCCUCACAGCUGGCACAAUAAACUGAUAUCCUGAAUGAUGAAUAAUCAUACUAUGGUCAGGAACUUUGUGCUCUGGGGUUUUUCUCAUCUCCAAGAAUUCCAGGUCCUUCUCUUCCUAUUUAUCCUGUUGGUGUAUGUGCUGAUCAUCCUGGGGAACCUGUCUAUCAUCACAAUCACUUACCUUGAUUCUCGCCUCCACUCACCCAUGUACUUUUUCCUUUGCAACUUUUCCCUCAUGGAGAUGCUUGUCACUUCCACUGUUGUGCCCAGGCUGCUGGCCGAUCUGCUGUCCACACACAAAACCAUCUCCCUGGCUGAAUGCCUGACCCAAUCCUUCUUCUACUUUUCCCUGGGUUCUACUGAUUUCCUCAUUCUCACUGCCAUGGCCUUUGACCGUUACAUUGCAAUCUGCCGCCCCUUGCAUUACCCAACUAUCAUGAGCAACCAAGUUUGCAUUAGGCUGGUGGUAGCAUGCUGGGUGGUGGGUUUCUUCUCAAUCAUUUCCCCCACCAUCCAAAAAAGCCGGCUCUGGUUCUGUGGCCCCAAUGUCAUUGACCAUUUCUUUUGUGACUCUGCCCCACUUCUCAAACUCUCGUGUUCAGAGACCCACCACAUUGAACGCAUGGACUUCUUCCUUUCUCUUCUCUUUGUAUUGACCACCCUGCUGCUAAUUUUGAUCUCCUACAUCUUCAUUAUGGCUUCUGUGCUGCGUAUCUCCUCUUCCUCUGGUCGUCAGAAAGCCUUCUCCACCUGUGCCUCCCACCUCACUGUGGUGGUUCUUGGCUAUGGCAGUUCCAUCUUCAUCUAUGUGAGACCUAGUAAGGGCCACUCUACAGACUUCAACAAGGUGGUGGCCCUAUUGACAUCUGUGGUGACCCCCUUCCUCAAUCCCUUCAUCUUCACCUUUAGGAAUGAUAAGGUCAAGGAAGUCAUCGAGGACAUUGUCAAAAAGAUACUCUCCAGAGAUUCAGGGGCCCUCAGAUAA